GACCGCCAAAAAUCAAAUCUGCAAAAGCUUAAUUUUUGGAUAACACAACGUUGAUUUAAAUUUCAAUACAUAGAAUGUUUAGAAAUAAGUUUGGCAGGCAAUACAGCAAAAAGUGUGAAUUCAAAAUUUUCAUUUUACAAAGUUUGCGCAAUUAAUUAAUUUCAAAAUUCAAGACACAUUACAUGAAACCAAAUAAUGAGAGCGGCAGUAUCUUUGCUGCGUAACCGCUUCGGAUCUGCGCGAAUGCAUGCGAAAGCUUUACCGUGGGAUCAGUUGAAAAUCAAUGCUUCCGAAUCAAUUAUCUCAUCCGGGCUGGACGAAUUUGAUAUUCCAAAAGGUCGCUUUAUACAGUACAUGCGGUCGGGCAAUGCCACCAAACGUCUUGGUAUGGUCUCGGAAAACGGUUCCAAAAUGAUUGAACUGUCGAGUAGAACCUGUGCCUCUCCUGAUAUGGUCCAGUUUAUACAGCAAAGGUACUGCAUGAGUAGUCUGCUCGACAGCAUUCAAUUUAUGGAUGUGGACAAUGUGAGUCCGGAUCUAAUACUACUACCUCCAAUACAUUCGCCGGGCAAGAUUAUUGGUGUCAGUUGCAAUUACUAUGACAGCUGUUCGGAGCGACGCGAAUGUGUACCCAAGGAGCCCGUUUUUUUUGUCAAAUUUAAUACUGCCAUCACAGGUGCUAUGGAUAAUAUACGUGCCCAUCAAAUAGCCAAGCGCAUUGAUUACGGCUGCGAGUUGGCCGUGGUAAUUGGCAAGAAAUGUCGCCACGUCUCUCGGGAAGCGGCAAUGAGCUGUGUGUUUGGUUAUAUGAUUGCUCAGGAUAUUACCGCACGCGACUGGAAUGUCCUGCUCGGCGGGCAGACUUUAUUGGGAAAGUCUCUGGAUACGUUCUGUCCUUUAGGACCGGUCCUUGUACACAAAUGCCAUGUGCCAGAUGUGGAUAACUUGUGGAUUACGACGAUCGUUAAUGGUGAAGAGCGCCAAAGCGGCAACACAGAAAAUAUGAUCUUCAAAAUAGACUACUUAAUAAAUCGACUCUCUCAAUUCAUGACUCUUUGCCCGGGAGAUAUAAUUUUAACUGGAACUCCAGCUGGCACUGGCGCCUAUCGCCAUCCAUCAAGUUAUCUUAAGCCCGGCGAUCUUGUCGAAAGUGAAAUACAAAAAUUAGGCAAGUUGAGAAAUAAAGUCGUAAAUCCUUAUGCGUAAAAGUA
Messenger RNA from Drosophila grimshawi, 1211 nucleotides. Its product is annotated as fumarylacetoacetate hydrolase domain-containing protein 2. The transcript is spliced from 3 exons. The coding region runs from base 196 to 1206 and encodes 336 amino acids. Gene Ontology annotation, molecular function: hydro-lyase activity. The record is from RefSeq and is a predicted model, not a curated record. Lineage: Eukaryota; Metazoa; Arthropoda; Insecta; Diptera; Drosophilidae.